Plasmodium knowlesi strain H is the source of this 2106-nucleotide messenger RNA. Its product is annotated as RING zinc finger protein, putative. The record is from RefSeq and is a predicted model, not a curated record. Bases 1 to 2106 code for a protein of 701 amino acids. The transcript has a single exon. Lineage: Eukaryota; Apicomplexa; Aconoidasida; Haemosporida; Plasmodiidae. Gene Ontology annotation, biological process: ubiquitin-dependent protein catabolic process. Gene Ontology annotation, molecular function: ubiquitin protein ligase activity.
AUGAGCAUUAGCGAACAUACAGGAAAUGAGGUCAGCAUAGCAGAACGAAAAAAGAAGGAAGAAGGUAGCGGCGGAGUUAUAAAUGACAAAAAUGUGUCCCCCACAGAUGAUGGUGAGAGUAUGCCCCAUCCAAUGGAGAAAAUGAAAGGUGCGGCGAAUGAUGAGAAAUCUGUAGAGGUGGAAAAUUGCGCUCCGGUUGGGGAAAACGAGUUAAGAAGUAGUGUUUUGUGUGUCGGAUGCAGUGGCGAGGCAUCCCACAUUGAAGAAGGAAGUGCCAAAUUUGUAGGCGAGGAAAAUCCCCGAACAGAGGUGGACAGUGAUAAAAAGGCGCAGCCUGAAGGAAUUCUCAAUGAGGUAAAAAAUGUUAAAAAUGAAAUCGAUGUGGAGAAAAAGCACAAAACCCAAAUUAGUAACAACGACACGUAUGUAGAGAACGCCCCAAAUGAUAACACAUGUGGAGAGGGGUGUAGCAACCCGCACAUGAAUCAUGAUAAUAAGGCUUGUGAUAAUGGUGAUGAUAAUGAUAAGAUUCCAAAUACUGGAGGGACGAGCAACGGUGGGGUCAUUCCAAAUAUCAGUGGCGUGUUAAAUGUAGAGGAUGAUUGUCCACUGGAUGAAGGAAAUUUUUCAGCGGAUGACAGACCCGAAGAAAACGCAGACAGUACAAGCAGCUUCAUGUUAGAAGAAGACAUAAAUUUAUCCCGCAGAGCAUAUCGAAAUUUUCACAUAUGUUCAAUAUUUAUUCAUGGGACUUUGUUAUUAAUGGUAACAUUACUGAUGGGUAUUUUAUGUCAUGAUUUUAUCAAGCUAUCUCCUAUUUCACAGAAGGAGAAAACAAUGACAUACUUUUGUGGGUUGCUCCUGAGCAUGCUUGCUUUACAUCUUUGCCUAAAUUUAUAUAUGUCUUUAGUGUUAUUGAGACAAUCCGAAGUUUCCAAAAUGUUAAAAUCUGUGGAGGCCAAAAUUCAUGUUAUUGUUUUGGUGUAUUUCUCCAUGUGUGCAUAUAUCUAUUUUUUUGAAGAUAAAUAUUACCCCAUAAGCUCCACCUUUUCCUUCGCCAUCAUAUUAGCUAUAAUAUAUUAUUUUAUGCCGAUAUUUUUAUAUAUAAUUUUGAGGCUUCUCUUUAUAGUUGUCAUUUUGGUUUUAGUUUUUGUUAAGAGGAAAAGUCCCACGCCCAAGAAGAUUUUGAAAAAGUUGAAAAUUAUGAAAUAUGUCGAGUAUAGGAAGUAUUGUGAAGAGGAAGCAUGCUUUGGUAGUGCCUAUUUUACCAACUGGAAGGAGCUGAACGGGGAGGGCGUGUCGGCUCCACGGGAGGCCACGACAACCACCGCGAUGGAGGGAGGUCAUAUCAUAGCUACAUCUGGUGGAGAUAAUAAAGGAGAAGAAGUUUCUUCAGGUGAUUCCACGUCAAACAGAAAUGCAGAGGGGAAGACCAUCUCGACGGCAACGUCUUGCAUUCGUGACAUCAGUGCAAAUGGAAGUGGGCAUCCGAAGGGGGGCGAUCCCCCUAGCAGUAGCCCGAAUGACCGACCAACCCGCAGUGGCAACAGCAGCACGAGGAGUAACCUCGAGAGGCACCUUUUUUAUGAUCGUGCGGGGGUAGCUAUUGGUAGAGGAGGAGGGUCCGACAAUCGGGGGGGUACUCGACCUAACGAUAGGGGGAGAGACGACCCGGCAAAUGGUAAUCAUCAAAAUGGUAGCGAUAACGCCAAUAAGCAUCCUCCCGCAAGUUACGAUAACAACUGUGAUGCUCCAAAUACAAGUGGUGAAGAAAAUGGCGAAAGAAAUGGUGGGCCAAAUAAAGACGGCAAAUCAGCAGCAGUAUUUGAAUACUUUCAGAAAGUUUUGAAGAAAAAAAAUAAUUCCGUACAAAAUGACAAUGUUAAAGUAGUACAUGAAAAUAACAUGGAGGAACAUUCCUUUCAUAUAAAUAUCGAGUGCUCCGAUUACGUUUGUUCUAUAUGUUGCGUCGAGUACCUGAAUGAAGAUGAUAUUUGUAUUUUGCCAUGUAACUACCUGCAUUACUAUCACAAGGAAUGUAUUUUUAAGUGGUUGAAGAGGAACAACGACUGCCCCCUCUGCAGAAAGCCCAUUGGGAAAAUCUGA